AUUAAAUUUAGAAACCAUUCUCAGACGAAAGAAACCCAAUUCCAAACGCCGGAAAAUUCGAGGCCGAGUCGGAAGAAUGAUAUCUGCAACUGCUACGGCAAUUGCGCGACCUGCUUCUAGAGUACUGCUUACAACAGCGCAAAGAACUCGCCGGAUUUUGAUCCCUUCAGCUUCAUUCUCUUCAUCUUCUGCUGCUCCAUCUCGGAAACUGAUUCUGUAUUCGAAGCCCGGAUGCUGUUUAUGCGAUGGCCUCAAAGAAAAGCUACAGGCUGCAUUUCUGCUCGCCGGCCCCGAUUCUCUCCACGACGUCGAUUUACAGGUGAGGGAUAUUACUAGUAAUCCAGAAUGGGAAAGAGCUUACCAGUAUGAGAUACCCGUGCUGGCGAAAGUACUCGCUGAUGGCUCCGAGGAAGCUCUUCCUCGGCUAUCUCCUCGUCUCGGAGUGGAGUUAAUUCAGAAGAAACUGGCAGCUGUCUUACAUGACAGGUCAUUCAUUUAUGCUCCAGAAAGGGUUUGCAAAAAAGGGGAGAAGGAGGGAAGGGGAAAAGUGCACAAAAGUAUAAAAUUUGACCUGGUCAAAAGUUGCAAACACGAGCAAACACAGUAUCUCAUUUGAAACUUUGUAGGUUUCUUAUCCCCACGGUAGAACUCUCACUUGAAAUGAUUUCCAGAGUUCCAAACUUGUAAGUUUACUCAAUCUCUUCUGGGUUCACUGCAAAAACCUCUCUUUGUGUGAGAAUUGCUCUCUUCUUAUGUUGUGACAGUUCAAAAAAGAAAAGGCUGCAGCCAUGAAAUAUGACCUUCUAAGUUCUUUCAUCUCUUUAAAAGAAAAAUAAAAAGUAACCAAUAGUUCUUUUCAUGAAGGACAGCGCUUUGCCCGCGCCGACCAUGUGAUCUAUUUUGCUAGUCCUUGAAAUUUACUGUUAGAUUUGUUUUGUUUGUUC
Messenger RNA from Momordica charantia (bitter melon), 944 nucleotides. Its product is annotated as Thioredoxin superfamily protein. Lineage: Eukaryota; Viridiplantae; Streptophyta; Magnoliopsida; Cucurbitales; Cucurbitaceae. The record is from RefSeq and is a predicted model, not a curated record.